Frankliniella occidentalis (western flower thrips) is the source of this 2997-nucleotide messenger RNA. RefSeq lists its product as uncharacterized. Gene Ontology annotation, cellular component: cytoplasm; protein kinase 5 complex. The coding region runs from base 631 to 2460 and encodes 609 amino acids. Gene Ontology annotation, molecular function: cyclin-dependent protein serine/threonine kinase activator activity; protein kinase binding. The record is from RefSeq and is a predicted model, not a curated record. Lineage: Eukaryota; Metazoa; Arthropoda; Insecta; Thysanoptera; Thripidae. The transcript is spliced from 2 exons. Gene Ontology annotation, biological process: positive regulation of cyclin-dependent protein serine/threonine kinase activity; activation of protein kinase activity.
GGCACUAGGGCCACCCUCCAGUUGCGGACCACCGUCUGACGGCCGAGGGUCGCUGCGCAGCUCGCGCGCGCCCGCUUGCUGUCCGUCCUGCAUCACUGUGUCCUCUGCCCUGCCUGUGCGUGACGUGCCCGUGACCUGCGCGUGACGUGCCCGUGACGGAGGACGCGCCGCGUCGAGUCUGUGCCCGCGUCGUCCGAGUGCCCGUUGGUGCCCCGUGGUCCGCGCGCGUGUGUUUGUGUGUGCGUGUGCGUGCGCGGUGGUGUCGAGCGCCGCGUGCCUCCAGGACCGCAGAGCAGGGCAGUGCGACGCAGGACGAGGACGUCGGCGUGCAGCAGGGUAGAGCCCUCCUAACAGCUCACGCGUGCACGGCCUUCCCCGCCAGCCCGCGCGCCAGCCCCUCCACCCCGCUGGCGGUCGUAAGACUUCUCAUCGAUCCGUGGCCAGGGCAGGGUCGUACAGGGUCGGGAGUCGGGCCGUGUGGGCCGCGCCUCUGAGGGAGACGGAGCGGCGCGGAGCGGCGGGGCCCCGCGAGUGAGAGAGAGAGGGCGCGAGCGGAGCGCCGCGGCGCCAUCUUGCUUUAGUGGCGCCACCCGCGCCCUGCACCUGGGCAUGACCCUGUAGAGCACCGCGAUGGGGACGGUGCUGAGCUUCAGCCCGCGCGAGAGGCGCCCGGGGGGCAUGGGGCCCUCCAACUCCUUUUCGUCGACGCCCGGCCUCGGCUCGGAGUACACGCUCAACAACUACAGCCUGGAGCAGCUCAACAACGUCAAGAACCAGCAGCAGCUACCCACGCCUCAGGUGCUGCCCCAGGUGCAGGUGCUGUCACCGUCACCUUCGGCGCCGCACCUGCAGGUCCCACCCGCCUCCUCGCACCACGCCGCCAACGUCCACCACCACAACAACAAUAACAACAAUAACAACAACAACAUAAACAAUGAGACGCGCAUCUUGUGCGAGAAGAACACCAACACCCUCGACAAGAAUCUCAAGAAGCAUUCGCUCUUUAUAAACGCUCUCAGCUGGAAGCGGUUUUCCACGACCAACAACAAUAAGAACAAGAACAACAACAAGAAUAAGAACCUGACGGCGUUCCGCCAGCCCAUCGUGGACAACAUCCACCAUCCGCUGGCGCACGGCGUGGUGGUGGACAAGAACAAGAACUUCCAAAAGACGGGCGUGACCUCGUACUACCCCGUGGUCAAGUCAGCCUCCACCAACACGGUGUCGAUGAGCGCGCUGGAAGUGGUGCACCACCCGGCCAGGACGCACAACCACAACCAGCAGAACGGCCUGAGCGAGAAGCUGGCCCCCAAGGCGAGCCUCCCGAUGGUCGCGCCCGGGCCUCAGCAGCAGCAGACGCAGCAGUCGCUACAGCAGCAGCAGCUCCAGGCACAGCAGCCCACCAAAGUGUCGCAUGGCGUGCAGACCAACCUGCCCAUCCCAAGGAAGACCGUGAUCCAGGCCUCCACAUCGGAGCUGCUCAAGUGCCUGGGCAUCUUCCUGCACUCCCGGUGCCGGCGCCUGCACGAGUUCCAGGCCGGCGACGCCGUCACGUGGCUGCGCUCCGUGGACCGCAGCCUGCUUCUUCAGGGAUGGCAGGAUAUCGCCUUCAUCAACCCCGCCAACGUCGUGUUCGUGUACAUGCUGGUGCGCGAGCUGGUGGACGAGGACGUGAGCUCGGAGCAGGACCUGCAGGCCGUGGUGCUGACGUGCCUGUACCUCUCGUACUCGUACAUGGGCAACGAGAUCUCGUACCCGCUCAAGCCUUUCCUCGUAGAGCAGAGCAAGGACGCCUUCUGGGACCGGUGCCUCGACAUCGUGUCCCGACUGUCCAGGGACAUGCUCCGCAUCAACGCAGAGCCGGGCUUCUUCACCGAGAUCUUCACCGAGCUCAAGAUGUGGGGUAUCAACAACGCGCUGGGCCUGCACCUCGUGCACACCCACCACACCGCCGGCCACCAGCCCGCACGGCCGCACCAGCCACCCAGCAGGCCCAAGACGUCGCCGACGAGACUCCCGAGCACUAAGCCGCCGGCGCCCCAGCCGCCCGGACAGUCGUCGGGGCAGACGCCGAGCCAACCCCCCGCCCAGCCCCAGCCCGUGGCCCGGGUCGAGCACAAGGAACCACAGCACACCGAGUCCAAGACUUCGAGGCCACCCUUGCCGCUGCCGCUGACUGAGGCGUGGGAGGACGCCUCACCCGACGAGAACCACAACCCCAAAACUGCCACCCUCGCGAACCUACGGGUCUGCGAGGACGACAACGGCAACCCUGCAGAACAAGCUCCAAGGGUGCCGGCGACGGACUCGGCACCGACACCCGAGAACGAGGACCCCGUCGCCCUGUCCGACAAGGAGAACGACAAUGUCGUCCUCGCCCGGGCCACGAACGCCGCUCCAGCACAAGUCAAGCCCGUCGCGGUGGGUGAGCUGAACGGCGAGGGCACGACAGCUGCUUGACCGGGCGAGGAGCCCCAGCCCCAGGUCAGGCCCCCCCAGGCCCAGCCUCUCAGGGGCCAUUCCACUCUGCUGGUCAAACUGGCGCUCGCCAAGUCCCGGCGCUGCCAGCAGUACGUGACGACCCUCUGAGGGUGGCCCGCUGGUGGCCCGCCCUGGGUGGGUCGGGCGGGGCACGCGGCGCGACGGGGCUGGAGGACUCAUGUGCCAAGCGCACGCUAGCCAGUGUGACGUGACCACGCCCUGUAUGCCCUCAUCUGUCUCGUGUUGUGAUGUGAAGUGAAUGUAGUUUGUGCUAUAUGCCCCCUAUCGAUUCUUUCAUCAACGAGAGGGAUCGUUUUCUGUUGUUAAUUCUCAUCGUGAUCGUAAUUUGAUAUUACCCGAGCAGUAAAGAUAUACGUAGUUAUUGUUUGUGCAAAAAUUUACCGCUUCUUUCCUUUAGGUUGCUCUAGACAGAGACCCGCGUAUGUAAACGUUACCAGACGCUGAUGUUAUUUUGAUAGGGUACUGUAUUCGAGGCCGAGGCACGUUGUUUCUGAU